AUGGCAGACCUCCACCAUGGGCAUGACGAGCAUGAUUCGAUCUCAUCCGUCACUGAUUGCAUCCUAGGAUUGAAAGAGAAGAUUGACGACAAGCAACUCCCAGGUUUCACCGAGCUCAUCGACGACUGGUUUGAUCCCGACACCGAGGUCGACCAAGAGCAAUUUGUCCGUCGAUUUCUUCACGUCUUCAAGGCAUCGGAUCAAGAUUCCACCUAUAAACAGAUCAUCGGAGACUAUGACGACCAGAUCCAGGGUGUCUUCAACGAUUUUGUCGACGGCAAAAUCAACGCCCAAGAGGCGGCCAAACGGUAUCACCCCUACACGGUCGAGGGCCUGCCCAAAAAGCUCGGCACUUUUCGUAAGGACAAGGAACUCUCCAGCAUAAUCCCGGGCGAACGCAACGCGCUAGAGGAGCACAGUGCAUUGCUCAAGGCAUUGCCUACGAGCAUCCCUUCACGAAUACGCUCCCUCAUCGCAAAAAUCGUGCCUGCGUUGAAAUUCCCUGCACGGGCUCUCUAUGUUCCGUCUUUCAAGAAUCUCGAGUUCCAAAAUUGGGGUCGCACUGUCACCAAUACUCCGGCCUACACCUGUGUGCCCAGCACAGCCCAAGAUGUUGCCGACAUUGUCAAGUACGCGAAAAGGCACCGGAUGGGGGUGCGAGUGGCUGGUUUCCGUCAUUCGUGGUCUCCAGUCUUUGGACGCGCGCACCAUCCCGGGGGGAAAGACAACGGUGAUAUUCUGAUCUCGUCUCUCGGGCUGGUCGAUGCCAGCGUACUCCCAAACUUUACCUCGCUACCCGGGGAUAUCCUUGAGCCCCGCGCAAAGGAUCUGAAUUCCAUAGUCAUUGUCAACCAGGACUACGUCAAAGGCCCCAGACUCACUGGCGGCAAAAAGUACGUCCGUGUAGGGACGUCCACCACCAACGAGCAGUUUCGGCGUUGGUGUAUCGACACCGGCAAAGUCACGGUACCCAUGAACAUCAUCGAAGUCGAGAUUACCAUGGGUGGCGCCAAUGCGACGAUAUGUCACGGUGCUGGUAUCAACAAUCCUACACUCUCCGAUCUGGUCCGGUGCAUGGAAUAUGUCGACGCCAACGGAAGGCUACGGAAGGUGGACAUGUCUACACCUGAUCUUCUCCACGCCGCUGCCGGUUGCUUCGGGUUGAUCGGAGUGGUGACACAUCUUGUUUUAGAAUGCGAUCCCAUGUCCUGCGCGCUGUUGGAGCCGCGGAAAGUCCCGGUGGUCGAGGCCAUCCCGCCACCACCGGACAUGCCUGAUUCCACCAUUCCCGUUCCUCUGCGGCCGCCGAAGCCGCUCAGUGCAGAACGCAAAGCCCAAAUCCAGCAAGACUUCGAAACCCGUGCUCUCACCACCGACUAUGCCGAGUGGUUUUGGUUUCCCUACUCGAGCGAAGUAUGGGUGAAUACCUGGCACAAGACAUCGGACCUGUCGAACGCCGUGAGCUAUCCCAGUGAUGCUAAGACGAUCCUGCAAGUUUUCGGAACCGUCGCGAUGAACAUUGCACAAAACGCGACGAGCCUGUUACAGCUGACGGAGUUCUUGCCGGAAAAGCAGACCAAAUUGAUGACCUGGCUCGCCAUGAAGAAUCUGGACGACAUCGGUGAGAAGGGCAACAAAAUCAAAACGUGGCUCCCCGACGCCUUACAUUUCCAGAGAGGGGUGCAGAACAUCCGAGUUAGGGAUUUGGAAGUCGAGUUCCCGCUGCAGCCGAAGCAGACGUCAGUCAAAGACAGUCACGAGAUGGUGGAUGGUACGGCCGAUGCGGUCAUGAACGGUGGUGUCGUGAAUGAGAAGCAGCAGCAAGUCGACCUGACGCUUGUCCAGCGUGCGUGGUGGGAUGCCAUCAUCACAUGUUACAGUGAGAUCAAGGACUGUCCUCAACGCAUGCCUCUCGAGAUGCGCAUCAUGUCGUCGUCGCAAGUGACGCUGGCGCCACAGCGAGGCCACGAGCUGGGCACGUGUUCGAUUGAGAUUCUCACGCUCCAUGACGCGGCAGAUAUUUGGCAACCUUAUGCUCAGAAAGUGCUGGACAAAUGGUCCAACUAUCGAGAUGGGCAGGGGAACAGCGUUCCGAUCCGGCCGCACUGGGCGAAAGAAUGGUACGGGUAUACGAUCCGGGGACGGAGAUGGGAGGACAUUUUGAAAACCGAAGAGAGUCAGAACGGUGGAUUCAGAAGGGAAAUUAUCGAAUGGAGGCGUUUGGUUGGAAACCUUGCCACCAGGGAUUUAUGGAGCGUGGAAGAUGCUCGGGCGAGGUUUGGGAAUGAAGUGUUGGAUAUUUUGUUUUGGUUGGAUGAUGAUGUGAAGAUGUCUAAGGGUGCCAAAGAACAGAAGAUGUCCAAGGGUGCCAACGGACUGAAGAUGUCCAAUGCCAACGGAACGGUUGGAUCGAAGACGAGAAAAUCAAGCCAGAAAUUUUGGCGGCAGUGUUUUGGUGAAUGA
This is a messenger RNA of Capronia epimyces CBS 606.96, 2463 nucleotides long. RefSeq lists its product as uncharacterized. Gene Ontology annotation, molecular function: FAD binding; D-arabinono-1,4-lactone oxidase activity. Lineage: Eukaryota; Fungi; Ascomycota; Eurotiomycetes; Chaetothyriales; Herpotrichiellaceae. Gene Ontology annotation, cellular component: mitochondrion. The record is from RefSeq and is a predicted model, not a curated record. The transcript has 4 exons. The coding region runs from base 1 to 2463 and encodes 820 amino acids.